This is a messenger RNA of Helianthus annuus (common sunflower), 935 nucleotides long. RefSeq lists its product as uncharacterized. NCBI's taxonomy places the organism in Eukaryota, Viridiplantae, Streptophyta, Magnoliopsida, Asterales, Asteraceae. The transcript has 4 exons. The coding region runs from base 51 to 935 and encodes 294 amino acids. The record is from RefSeq and is a predicted model, not a curated record.
AUGAUGCUGUUUGCAAACUAUGGGGUGUUUAUAAAGGUCCUACCAAUGUUAUGAUACACACUCAAGAUGGCCGAGAGUUUAAUGUUUGUUUAAGCGGUGCUAAAGGAAAGUUAUUCCUCUUCCAUGGUUGGUCCAAUGUUGUAGAACAUUUGAGUCUAACGAAAGGUUGUUUGGUAGUAUUUAAUCCCAUUUCGUCUACUACUUUUAAAUUAACAUCUUACGUUGAUGGCGUUAGUCGUGGCUCUUUUUGGACGUAUUUGCUACCUCCAUCAUCGCAUUUUUAUGUCAUUCCUGAAAGCAUCCUGCCAAAAGUUUAUCAAUAUUCAUCAAAUGAUGUAAUAUCUACUGUAAUGUUGGGUAACAAAAUUUUUAAUGUUGCCAUUGAAACAUCUGACGGUAAAGUUGGAUUUACCGUUGGUUUUGACGUAAUGGUCAGUAUGUUACAUCUGAAGGUUGAUUGUAUUUUGUUAUUUACAAAAGGUUUUGGCAAUUUUUUCCUUUUAAAAGUUUUUGGACAAAACGGACUUGAAGUCGAUUUUUCUGAUCUAGACAUCGAAGUGCCUGAAGUUGCACCUAUCGAUGCUGAAAAUGAAGGUGAAGUACAAAUACAUGGUUCUGUUCGUCGUUUUAGACGUAUGGCUGGUGAACGUUAUUUUAGGAUUCCGGAUCCUGUUUCACGGAUGGCUAGACUUCAUGAAGGUUUAAAAGAUAUCACUGUUAGGCUUAUGCAUCUCGAUCCACCUAAGCAAUUUACCAACGGUACAAGACGGGAAAAAAAAACAGGAGGAGGUUGGCGAUACGCGUUGACCGGUUGGAAGAAGUUCAUGAAAGCUGCUAGAAUUAACGUCCUUGACACGGUUCACUAUUCUUUUGAUGAGAAUGAGCAGGUGUUGAGUGUUGAACGAGUUGAACCUUACGAUAGCCGUACUAAUUAG